Messenger RNA from Entrophospora sp. SA101, 210 nucleotides. The record is from the annotation of a GenBank genome assembly. Lineage: Eukaryota; Fungi; Glomeromycota; Glomeromycetes; Entrophosporales; Entrophosporaceae.
AUGCCAACACAAACAUUUAUAGUCCUAUCAAGUAAAAAUUAUCCUAUACCUAAUAAUGAUGUGGUAUUACAGGCUUGUGGAGAUUUUAUUCAAGAGACAAGUACAGGGGCAGAAGGAUCCCUACCAGCAACAUAUGGCCUUCCAUUUGAUGAAUGGCCCAGAAAAAUUAGAAAACAAAUAUUGGAAGCAUUUAAUAACUCUGUGUUUUAA